Molecule: messenger RNA, 3225 nt
Organism: Chlamydomonas reinhardtii
Lineage: Eukaryota; Viridiplantae; Chlorophyta; Chlorophyceae; Chlamydomonadales; Chlamydomonadaceae
Exons: 2
Coding region: 530-2494 (654 amino acids)
Source: RefSeq, a predicted model, not a curated record
UCGCUUUCCAUAAAAGCACAGCAGCAGCUGGCCGAUGAUGAGCGUAGCCAAAUCAGGCACCGGAAGCUUAAGUCGUUUAAGCUCAACUUCUGAAGUUAAAAGCUUUCAAUAUCAGUAGUAGAGGCACACGCUAUCAAAUUAAGCCGGCGUCUUCUCCCUGGCCAGAUUAAUGCUCAUUUUAGCGUACCAUGCGGAUUUUGCUUGACUGCUGCUGAGGAUAUGCAUGCAAAGCAGACGUAUAUGGCUGUUACGUGUAAUCUACCUCAGAUGGCAUAUUACUGAAGGAGAGGUAGGGAUGCCGGAGUAGGAACUAGUAUCAAGUACAAGUAAGCAAGUGAGCACCGAGCCGCAUUGUUGUGUUCUUCCCCUUCCAGUUGCUUCAGAAGGGCUGUUGUCCAGAUAAUUCCAUAAAACGUUGGAAAAACUAGUCUACCCUGAUUACGAACUAGUGCACUACUACUUGUCCGCACUAGACGACGCCAAGCGCUUAACAGGAGAUUACCGGAUGGCAACCGAAACCCCUAUAGACAUGCUUCGUCACCAGCGGUCUCAGCAGGUGCAGCAGCGAGCUGGCGGGCCCAGCCGGAAGCUGCUCGGGCCAAGCGACAAGCAGCAGCAGGCCAGCAGCAGCAGCGGCGGGCCGCCCCCGCUGGUGAAGCUCUUCCAGCAGCAGCCGAGCAAGCGCGGGCAGCGGCCCCCGGUCAUGCGGUCCUGCACGGGCGACGUGGGCCGGCACAAGCACCUGGUGCUCCCCUGGCCGCUGCUGUGGGAGCUGUCGGCGGAGCAGCGCCACGGCGGGCAGCCCGUGCGCACGGCUGUGGUGUUCCCUGCUGCUGCUGGAGCCGCGGAGGAGGAGGAGGAGGAGGACGCCUCGGCGCCGCGCCGCCCCACCCAGCAGCACGAGCAGCGGCUGUGCUGCCGCAUCGGCCCCACUGGCUCGCACGGCGCGCUGGCCCUGCAGGUGCCUGUGAGUGCGCGCAUGCACAUGCGGCCGCUGCUGCACGUGGGGCUCAGGCCCGACCUCACACUGGAGCUGGCGCUGGGGCCGCAGCCGCAGGAGGCAGCGGCGGAGGCGGCGGCGGGGGAGUGGGAGGCGGGGGAGGCAGGGGAGUGGGAGGCGGGGGCGGUGGAAGGGGAGAAGGGACAGGCGGAGCCAGCGCCAGCGGUGGAGUCUGUGGUACGGUCGGCGCUUGAGGCAGCACAGGGAACGGGGCAGGCGGCGGCUGCACCCGCAGCUGCGGCGACCCCGCUGCAUGCAGAUAGGGGCGGGGGCAUGUGGGCGGCGGCGGGAACCGUGGGCGGCGGUAGGAAGCGGAGUAGGCAGCAGCAGCAGCAGCAACAGGGCGACCCGUCAAGCAGAAGCGGCAGCGGUGGCAGCGGCGGCAGUUCGGGCGUCGGCAGUAGUGGCAUCAGCAGCAUCGGCGAGGGCGGGGGGGAGGGCAGUAAUAAGCGGCACUGCCAUGCACCAGAUGGGGUAGCAGCAGGGCCUGACAGGGCCUUGCCUCGCGCCUUUGGUGGGGAAGCGGCACGGCGGCCGCGGGGCGAUGUGGGGUUGUCGGUCGAGGAGGUGGGCGCGGGGCUUUCCCCCCCGGUUUCAUUUGCAGCAGCAACUGCAGAAGCAGCCCGCAGCAAGCCACCCGCAAGCCAGCAUGUGCCGCCGUCACGGUUGCCGUCGCCGCACUCCCCAGCGGGGCCGCUGCCGCCGCCGCCUCGUGAGCCGGAGCCGGAGCCGGCUGAGCUGCAGGCGGUGUGGCGGCUGAUGCUGCAAGUGCCCGCCGCCCAGAUGCAGGCGGCACACGCGCUGGAACGUAGGCGGGCGGUGCUGGCGGCGGCGGCGGCCUCGCCCGCUGCCGUGCCUGCUGCCGAUGGCGGGCCUGCCCUGAGCCGCUUCAGGUGUAGUCUGCGGGAGGUGGUGGGGCUGCUGUUGCGAGCCCGGGUCGCCACCCUGCUGCCCGCCACCCGCCUCAGCUGCGGGCCUGGAGCAGGCGGUCGCGGGGCCUGCCGCUGCGGCGCCCUGCGCCUGCUGGGUAGCUGUGCGCCCGCCCUCCCCUGCUGCUGCUGGCGCUCCGCCGCGCACUACCUGGUCGCCGCGUGUGAGGCGGUGGCGGACUGCUACGGAGCGCUGGCGGAUGCGGCGGAGCGGGACGCGGAGGAGGGCAGCGGGCGGGGGGUGCAGCAGCUGGGGCAGGAGGAACACAAGCGGAAGCAGGCGUCGGGGAAUGGGGAGGAGGAAGUGUGGGACGAGCAGGAGGAAGAGGAGGAAUGGGACGACGACGAAGAGGAGGACAGGAAGCAGGAGUCGGUGGAUCGAGUUGCCCCGCGCGCGGCAGGCAGCGGUGGGCGCGGCACUUCCUCCGCAGCUGCCGCGCCUCCUGCUGUCGCUGCUGGCUGCUCCGCGGCUGAGCAGCUGGCGGGCCGCAUGGAGGGUGCCGUGGAGGCGGUGCGGGACGUGCUGGCGGAGGCGCUGGGCAGGCUGUGGCGGCAGCAGCACUAGCAGCAGCAGUGACGCAAGCGCAGGGGCGUCAUUAGAAGCAGCUUAGUGCGUUUGGAUGCAGGGGUGGCACUGAUAGCAAGCUGUGAUGGAUAGGAUACGGCAUUGUUAUAUGCGGACAUGACAAUGGCGGGCGGGUGCGAACCGCAAUGGACGGCCGGAUGGAGGAUAUGGCUGACUAGCAUGUGAGGCUGAUGCAACGUGCUGCAUGCGGAAGGGUAGGUCCUUCCGCCCUCCACAGUGCGUGCCUGUCCAUGCGCCUGCCCCCGUAACCUGUGUUGCGUGAUGAUGAUGCAUUGUGUUACUCUUGCAUGAUUGCGCGCCCGAAGGGGAAAAGCAGGCGGGAAGGGCGUGUGGGAUGAGAAGGCGGCAGGGCGCAGCUGCGGUACGACAGCCUCGCGGCUGAAGGGCCCGCCCCCACCACCUCGCCACAAGCCGUUGGCUGCUCCCCUGUGUUGGGCGCUGGGAAGCAGUCAGUAGUGGCGGCCGCAGCUGCUGCGGUCGCGGUCGCGGCGGCCAGCCUGUCACAGACAUGGCUUAGAGACGAAGCGCGUGACCGGGCAGGUGGCUGGUGGUGGCAGGAGGCGUGACUCGGCGGAGCGUGGGGCGUCUGGGGGCGAGUCAGUGCGAGUCGGCUGGCUGACAUGAUGUCUCGCAAUGCCGUGACCCCCGGUGCACCAUGUGUCGCGAAAGGAUAAGGCUUAAGUGUGAAUGUAGCCUUUCCCUGACCUUUG